Molecule: messenger RNA, 2372 nt
Organism: Drosophila suzukii
Lineage: Eukaryota; Metazoa; Arthropoda; Insecta; Diptera; Drosophilidae
Product: vanin-like protein 3
Molecular function (GO): hydrolase activity, acting on carbon-nitrogen (but not peptide) bonds, in linear amides
Source: RefSeq, a predicted model, not a curated record
CAGAUAUAGAGUGGAAAAUAUUUUUGUAUAUGUAUGUCCACGUUUAUAGCUUCAACGAAAGGUGGAAAACCGGUUGGGAUUAGUCGGCUGGCGAUCGUUGAAAUAUAAACACCAUGGCUGGAUUCCAGCUUCGAUUCUUGGGGAUCCUAAGUGUUUUUUUCUUGAUAUCUCUGGUUGUGGCUAAUGAUGGAUCAGAUGGAUUUUAUACAGCUGGUGUGGCGGAAUUUCGACCAGAGAUAAUGGGUGGUUCUUCACAACAACUGUUGGAAAGGAAUCUGGCUGGUUAUCUGGAGCUCAUAGCCUCGGCCAAUGGCACUACGGAUAUUAUCGUCUUCCCGGAGGCCGCCUUAAAUAGUGUGGUCACCUUGACGGCGGUGCCGGAAUCUACAAAACUGAGUUUAUGUGAAGAACAGCCUGAUGAUGAUCCGGAAAUAGCUCCUUUUCUACGACAACUAGCCUGUGCCGCCAGAGAACAUAACACCUAUCUGGUGGUCAAUGUCAAGGAACGGGCUCCAGAGAAUUGUCCUUCGGAUGUUAGCUGUACCAAUCUUGGCUAUGUGGUCCAUAACACCAACGUAGUCUUCGAUCGACAAGGAGCGGUAAUCUCGCGCUAUAGAAAGUGGAAUCUUUACCUGGAACCGUCGACUGACCGAACUGAAGAACCGGAACUGGCCACCUUUCAAACCGAUUUUAAUGCCACCUUUGGUCAUUUCAUCUGCUUCGAUAUGCUCUUCUAUACCCCGGCUCAGGAUUUGGUGGAGGGAUUGGGCAUUCGGAAUGUGAUUGUUACCAAAAUGUUCAACUCGGAGCUGCCCUUUCUCACAGCCUCCCAGUUCCAGCAGGGUUGGGCCUGGUCCAACCGGGUGAAUCUCCUGGCUUCCGGAGGAUCCUUUCCGCAGGGUGGAAUAAGUGGCAGUGGCAUUUAUGCGGGUCAACACGGCGCCUUGGCUCGACUUAUGAUGACGGAGGAGACGGUGGGUCAGAGGAGGUUGCUCCUGGCUAAGGUCCCCCUAAAUCCCGAGCAGGACAUGGAUGCUUCGGAUGAGAUUUUGGAAACGGAAGACCCUACUCCUAUCAAACUAAAAUUACUGCAGCAACCAGAACUAAAGAAGUUUACCACCUGGGAGCUGCCCAUGAUUAAGGGAAGUUCCGUGGAGAAGAGGAUCUGCCAGGAGGAUUUGUGCUGUGAGUUCCGGAUCAGUUGGUCGCCAGUGGGAACAAAACCCGGAUAUAGCUACCGUUUGGGGGUUUGGGUGGGUGAAAGGCGGUACGAGGAGGAGCAGUACAGUGCCAUCCGGCUAUGUGGUCUGUUUACCUGUAGCAGUUCCGAUGUGGAAAGUUGCGGUCUAAUCAGCGAGGAGCAGCGGGAACUGGGACUUCUGGCGGAGAAUCAAGUGGUCUUUACCGAAUUGCAGAUCCUGGGGGAGUUUGUCCGCAGACCUCGACGUCUCAUUACGCCCAGCACACUCAGUUCCUCACAUCUGUAUGCCCUGCAACCCUCUCAAUUAGCCUGGUCCAUGGAGGAAUUGGAUAAUCUCACCCAGAUUAAGAUGGAACUGCGACAACCUCAUAGCCAGCUAAUGACCUUCGCCAUAUACGGCAACUAUUUCGAUGAAUAUGCGAAUGAUGGAGCCACCACAAUGGAGGGCAGUAGAAUGGGAACCCUGCUGUUUCUGCUAAUCACGCUCCUAAUGAUGAUGCAUCUCAUCUGGGAGUAGGUCAAUCCAUAUUGCUCACUUAUCCAGGUAUAGAACAUAUCCACGUGGGAAAUAUUCAGGAUGCUUCUAACUCAUGUUAAAUGUUGUACCAACUUGUUCAUUUUUAGGGAUAAACCAUGUUAUAACUCGAUCAAAAAUAGCUUUAAUAAUUCAAAAAUGUAAACUGUUUUUUUUCAAUAUAAAACUUUGUGUGAUAGAUAAUAUUCCAAAAUAAUAUUGAGAACUUGCGAAUUAUAUUCACAUUUAUUACCCAAAAGCAAUUAAAAUGAAAAUAAUGAGUCAAGCACCACGUAAUUAAUAGUAAGUGCUUGCAAAACUAUUUAGUUUGAACAAGUCUAUUAAGUGCCAGUCAUUUUUCACAAAUUCUCCUUAAUGUGCGGUCAUAAAUCAGAAAAAAGGUGCAUCAAAAUGUUGAUUUAUUCGCGGGGCUGUCAAAACGAUUUGGUUCUUUUUGUCGGCUGGCAACUCAUUAAAAUCAAUGCGUGCAUGCAUUAGUAUGUGUGCGCAUUUGGAUGGGUGUGUGUGUUUUUGGUGUGUGUGCGUGUGUGUGUGUGUGCAUUUGCUGUGGGCUGCACUUUAUAUUUGCCGUUGUUUGUGUAGUUGCCCUUAAGCUGGCACAUUGUAAUUAAGUGUCGCUCAAACAGACACACACUG